Molecule: messenger RNA, 2164 nt
Organism: Pseudo-nitzschia multistriata
Lineage: Eukaryota; Bacillariophyta; Bacillariophyceae; Bacillariales; Bacillariaceae
Source: the annotation of a GenBank genome assembly
GCCUUUUUGUAUUCUAUYUUACCGAAGCUCYAGCAGCAUCUUGAUGGGAUCUUCCAUGUACUCCUUCCACGAUUUGUGAAAACGGGCCACGGUGGCGCCAUCGACGAUACGAUGGUCUGCGGCCCACGAGACGGUACAAAUGUGGGCCUCCUCCACGCGCUGGCUCGCGGUUGGAUCUUGGUCGUGACAGGGAGCAGAUGCGAACCGGGGGAGCCGCCGGAUUUGACCCAGGGCCCCAAUGGCCACCUGGGGGGGAGUWAUGAUCGGUGACAUGUAGGUUCCGCCUCCUCCAAUCGCACCAACGUUGCUAAGGGUAAAGGUUGCUCCCUGGAGAUCGGUUGCCGGGAGUCCCCCCCCCUCUUGGCAGGUAGCUAAAUCCUUGAGGCGCUUUAGCUCUUCGGCUAUUUCUGGCAAGGUCUUGUCCUGGCAGUUUUUCAGGACGGGGACGAUCAAACCCCGGGAWGUAUCCAUAGCAAUCCCAAUAUUGUGGUCUUUCCAUAGUGUUGCUUCUUGUUUUUCCYCGUCGAAACUUGCGUUGAGCCAUGGAUAUUUCUCCAGAGCCUUGCUGGCCGCCUUUAUUGCUAGGGGCAAGAAUAUGAGUUUCUUCUCGGCCGCAUGAUGUUGCUCUCUCUUGUAUUGCGCGAAUCUAUUGAGAUUGAUUUCGUCGGAAUACACCAUGUGAGGAAUCUUUAGACUCGCUGUCAUGGUUUCUGACAUGAUCCGGUUGUAACCCCUUAAAGGUACGGUUAUGUCGUUACAAAGCGGAACAUCGAAUUCCGUGCAGGUUCCAAUGGCAGGGGGAGUGGUACUAGCAGGAGAGGCAGCUGGCUUUGUGGAUGUAGUCGAUGGCGAUGAUUCUUUCAAARCGGCUAGAAUAUCACCCUUGGUAAUUCGUUCCGAGGGACCCGUGCCCAUUACGGUGCUUAAAUCCAAUGCAUUAUCUCUAGCUAGCUUUCGUACGGCCGGGGAUGUCAAAACCUUUUUCGAUGUUAGAUUAGAAGAAAAAGUCACUCCCGCGACUUGCUCCUGAUAUCCAGGGAUAGCUUCAUGCCUUUUACUAUGCUGUUGUUUCACCGACAUCAUCAACGAAGCAUCGGUUGGAUCUCGCAUCGAAGACAAUCCUGUUGCAGAAUUCAGUGGUGGGUACAUAGAAUUCGGCGCGGCUGACAUGUCAUCCAUAGGUUUAUGGCCGUCUUUGUGUUGCUGCUGAGGGUGUUCAUUGCUUCCGCUUCGCUCCCGGAUCCACAGGAUUGGUUCGCCCACCCGAAUCAUGCUCCCCGGAGACUGAUAAGCAAGCUUGUGCACCUUSCCUUCGAAGCGACUCGUGAUUUCUACUGUUGCUUUGUCGGAUUGUACCUCGCAGACYGGAUCAAAUUCACCUAUCAUUUGUCCCUCAGUCACAAACCAUCGAAGGAGUUCCACCUCGGCAAUGCCCUCUCCGAUAUCAGCCAACAGAAAAGGUGUAGGCGCAGUGUUGAUGUCGGUAGCACUAGAGGCCGAAGUAGAAGUGUUCGAUCCACUGUUCUCGUCUUCUUCGUCGUCGUAGCCUUCUGCUGGCAGAGCCGAGCGAAAACGUUUUUGCAUAUAUCGUGACAACAACGAAGAUGAAUAGAACGGAAGACGAUAAUGCCCACUCGAUUKAUUAACAUUGAUAGGCAUGGAAAGAAGAGAGGAUGCAGAUAGUACUGCAGUGGUCGAGGACAAAGCAAAAUCCCGUUGGAUAUUGCUGUGCGCAGUCUUGCCGCAGGUAAUGCGAGCAAAACAACCUCCUAUGGAACGAGACCUAGUUUUGGAAAUAAUCAUACUGAGGAGAACGGAUGGUGGGUACUCUAUUAUCUCGUAGGUGCGUGCUGGUUCUCKUUUGCUCCGCCGCGUUUUGUGACUUCGUCGAGCAGGGAAUUGAAGACGGCAGGGCAAAUGUCAAUGAUGAAGGCGCUGGCUGCUGACCGUUUUUCUUGUUCCAUAGAAAUGAUGGUAUUUUUCUCCACCUCCUUGUUUCUGCUGUCACAGGUAGUGGUUCUGUGAUUGAUUCGGCCGCGGAAGUCGUCAGCGGGCGGCGUUGAUGAUAUCAAUGUUAUCGAGAAGGAAKRUGCCUUUCGUAGGAGUAGAAAGUGGUGAUGCUGUGCAUUUCUGUAGUAUCUCGAAAGAAAGAAUUCUCGAGAAU